UGUAAAAAAAAAUAUAUAUAAUUACAUUCCAUAAAAAAAAAAACGAAUGGAAAAGUUUAAAAAGUUUUUCAUUACAACUUUCCAACGGACGUUGAAGUUUUUGAACUGGGAUCAAAUACAUUGGCGCAAAUUGAGUUAUUAAAAAUUAUUCAUAUAUAUGAUACAAAGCAAACUCUAUUACAUUCGGUUAAAGUCGUUUUCGGUCUGACAAUACAUGGAAUAUUAUCGUGCAAAUCGUUUACACCAAUGCGUCAUGUGACGUCACCCGCAUUGAUCGGACGACACGACCGUCACCCGAUGAUUUCUAACAACAUGGCGGACAUGAAAUCAGUUGUUGUGCAUCAAGAUUUGCACUUCGUGGGUUAAUUUAAAUAAAAAAACAUAGAACUUUCUCACUGAUAUCGGGGCUAAUUGUUAGAAAGAAAUUCUGAUCACUAUUGUGGUCUUUCACUUUGUAACUAGUCAAUAGUACUAUGCCGCGGCGCGGGACAGAGGCCGUGCAGCCUCCGGAGCCCCCUAAAAAGAAACCUAAAGUGGUUUUAGAGCAACUUUCUUUGUUAUGUCCGAGCUUGGACGCUAGUUUUACCGACGACCAGGCCUUGCCGCCAGGUAUUGUGUUUUCGGACAUACAAAAGAAGAAAUGGCGCAUUGGAAAGCCUAUAGGCCGUGGCAGCUUCGGUCGAAUUUAUCUGGCGUCCGACAACGUGGACAAAGAGGUCACUAAGCUAAACGCCAACUAUGUGGUCAAGAUAGAACCACACUCCAAUGGUCCGCUGUUUGUGGAAGUGCAUUGCCUGAUUCGUACUUCUCAAGUGGCAAAAAUAAAAGCAUGGCGCCAACAAAACAAACGGAAACGCAUUGGCAUGCCUGUAUACAUUGCAAGUGGGUCCUUUAUAGACAAAAAGACUGGCAUGAAAUACAGGUUCCUUGUCCUACCUCGUUAUGACAUAGACUUGCACAAAAUCAUUGCUCGGACCAAAGUACUAGACUUGAAGAAUGUUUUAGUACUCGCCUUGCAGAUAUUAGAUGUCUUAGAGUACCUACACAAUCAGGGAUACACGCAUUCGGAUAUAAAAAGCUCGAAUCUCAUGCUCGGAUUUGAGGGUGGCAAAAUAAAUAAAUUCCCUAUGGCAAAAACUUCACAAUCUUUCCAAAAAGAAACAAAAGAAGUAGCAGUGUUGUCAGGAAAACACAGGCGAGUUAAAAGUGGGAAGUCGAGAGCUUCAAACUAUUAUGAUGAUGAGGAUUAUGUGAUUAAAGACUCUAAAGGCUUAAAUCUUAACAAUAGUUGUGAUGAGAAAAGACUGGCCAGUGUUAAACAGCUAAGGAAAAUACUAAACGAUAGAGACAGUAGGACUUUACACAGACACCACGCUUUCAAUCUCAGGCAACUAUCGAGUUAUGUCAACUAUGAGGACAUGACUAGCUCAGUUUGCUCCGAUCAGUCGUACCAGAAGUUGCUUGAUGAUUUUGGCAAUAAAACUCUCAUUAGAACUACUGCAGAGUUCUAUGAAGAUACGAAAAGGAAGAAAACUGAUAUAUUUAAUAAUGACGAAAUACAUAAAGAAGCGAUUCUUUCACAGUCAAAUAGACAGAUUUAUCUGCUUGACUAUGGUUUGGCUUCCAAGUUUCUAGAUUCCGAAGGCAAGCAUAAAGAUUUUGGCAUGGACGCGAGGAAAGCUCAUGAUGGAACAUUAGAAUACAGCUCCAGGGAUUCUCAUAUUGGAGCUCAUUCUAGAAGGUCGGACCUUGAGACACUUGGCUACAACCUGAUUGACUGGCUAACUGGAUCCUUACCUUGGAAGACUGCGGAAGUUCUUGCUGAACCUGACUUAGUCCACGCUUUAAAGAAAAAUUACAUGAGCAAUAUAAAGUCGUUCUUAAAAACCAGUUUUAAAACCGAGUUUUAUCCCCAGUUCAUGGAGAAAUACUUGGAAUACGUCACCAGCUUAGAAUUUACAGAGAAGCCCGAUUAUGACCACUGCAGAAGUCUAUUCAAGAGUGAAUUGAUGAAGAAUGCAGAUAAGGAAGUGUCUUUGAAGCUAGCUGAGCCUCCAAAUUCACCGAUGGGCCGCAAAUUGUGUUACUCAAGAAGGUUUGGCAGGAAGAACACUCCAACAGACUUUUUAGCCAGAAGCGGGAUCAAGAAAAGCUAUGAAAGAGAGAAUGUGUGCUCACUUGAAAAUGACCUGAAGUUGGAAUUGUUAAAGCAAACUAUCAAUAUAUCUAGUGAAGGCAUAAGAAAGCCAUGCACUUCCAGAAACUUUUUCGUUUCUGAUGCAGAUUUGAUUGCUCGUCUGAAAAAGUCGCUCAUGCCUCACGACAUUUUGGGCAAAAAGUUGUCCCCGAAAAACUUACGAUCAAAGAAAAAAGUGCAGAAACGCAGGGGAAAAAGAACACACAGAAGUAGCAUUGGGAAGUUUGGGAAUUUCAUGGGUUCUGCUAAACAAUUUACUUGGGCAGAAAUUCUAGCUCAAAAUCCAGAAGAUAUUAUUCGUAAGGAGCGUAACACAGUCAACAGUGAUGAAGACGAUGACGAAGAUACCUGUAAAUACAGGAUCAGGAAACUGUCAGAUGCUUCAUCAGAAGGUAGCGACUCCCUACAGUCCCCGUUGAUGCAAAAAGACUACUUGCAAGGCGUGAAAUGGACACCCGCUAUGAAAGAAGUCUUAGCUAACUUUAAGAAAAGGCUUGCCGGCAAAGCUAAAGAAACGGAAGAUAUACCGAAAGAACUUCAAGGAUAUACUCCAGCAAUGAUUAAAAUUCAUAGGAUUAAAGAAAAGAGAGAAGCAAAAGAGAUGGAAGCUGUGAAACAAGUUGAAGAAAUGCCUUUGGAGCCUGUUACAAGAACUACCAGGUCAAUGAGGAAAAAAGUAGAAAAACCGAAGACUGAAGCAAAGACUAGGAGGAAUAAAAUUAGCGUGGAUAGCGUUAAGAUAAAGGAAGUUAAGGUUGCUAUUGAAAAGUUGGAUGCGAAAAAGAUUGAGCCAAAAACGAAGUUGAAGGCUAAAAAGAAGGAAGUGAAGAUUGUUGAGCGCCCAAAGUCUCCUGCUAGCAAGAUUAAAAGAUCAUCACCAAGCAGAUCAACGAAAUCUGCAAGAACCAGAAACACCACUGUUCCUAACAACAGACGCCGCCUCCGGAGCAGCAAGCGGAGCGCUUGACGCUGCGACUGUUGUCAAACCAUUCAAUCUGACUCCAUCUCCAUUCAACCGCCUUAAAAUAGAAUAAUCAUAUUUAAUAGCCCAAAUGAAUAAUAGGAAUACAAACGCGUAAAUUCGUGAGAGUCAGAAUGGCGGGUGUACCUAAAUAAAAUUAAAUGAAAACCAUUCCAUAUUUUUGUACCUAAUUUGUACUAUUUAGUACCUCCUUUAAAAAAAAUUGUACGUCACGGUACUUGAAGUUAUUACCAAGAAACAGUACACCCGCCAUCCUGACAGUCAGAAUGGUGGGUGUACUUUAUUACGCUACAUUCCCGUGGUUAUUGAUAAAUUCUAUAAAAGCCAAAUCUUGUACCUUCAUAUUCAAUUAUAAUAUGAGCCAUAUUAUUUGUGGUUUCCAAGUUCUGACUGUCAGAAUGGCGGGUGUACUGUUUUUUGAUGAUAACUUUGUGUACCGUGAGGUACAAUUUUUUUUAACGGAGGUACUAAAUAGUACAAAUUAGGUACAAAAAUAUGGUAUGCUUUUCAUUUAUUUUUAUUUAGGUACACCCGCCAUUCUGACUCUCACGUAAAUUCGUGCUAAAUAUUGAAGCCCUAUUGGCAGGACCGGAUAUAGGGUAUAGCAAGUGGGGCGGCUGCUCUAGGCGCCAAAUGGUACGAGGGCCAAAAUGCCAAAUGUGAAAAAAAAACUUGGAAAAAAGGUUUAAGUGGCGCCGACGCGCAAUUACGCGCGAAAUGGUGGGGCGGGAGUGAUUUCAGCUCUCAAAAAUCCAUAUAGACCGCGGUGCAAGCAAAACUGACUUGCAGGAGUUCGGAUACGACCAUGGUUAGUUGUGUCAAAAAUGAACUGGAAAGUUGCACCACAACGCCACAUUCGACGAACCACAUUGCCCUCGUUGCAAGGCCGCAGGUCGAGCUGCAGGCAAAUAAAGUUAGGACACGACCCAAAGGUGUCGACGGGGAAAAGACAUGAAAGUAUUUCUAGAACGCCUGAAAGACACGGAAGCGCUGCCUAUUGGACAGUGCGCGUCAACUCGUUAAAUACUAGCGCUCGAUAAUCGUAUAAAGCCCGUACAUUGUAAUUCCGUGCCGUUAUCACGCCGUAUAGAGCUCUUUAACCAUCAUCUGAUCUGUAUAAUAUAUGUUGCACUAUUUUACGCGUCCUUAAUUUUCUAUUAUUUACGUCUCUGCUAAGAAUUUUUGGCCCUCGACAAAUAAAAAGGUAUCAACAAAUGUAUUGAAUUAACUUGUCUUGAUUGAUUUUUGUCUGAUUGGGGCUAUAGAGAUUUGUCUCUUAUUAUAUGCAGUCAACAAAAUUAUUAGCUUAAUAGCAUACAUGCAUAUUUUAUAAGCAGGGGUGCUAAGAUAAUAAAGUUUUGCUGACUGUACUUACAACUUGGCAGAGCUGACUCUAAAAUAAUUAUCAAUUGUUUUUGACAUACUUGCCUUAUUGAUUUCAGCCGUUAGUGGACCUUUCGAAUUUUUAUAUAUAUUUGCUGUUCGUUAGUAAGAUGUCUGUGAUUGAUUUUUAUUACAUUCAAUAUUCGUCUAGAAAGUUUGACUUGGUCCGUAGUUAAAUGGUUUAUUCAACUUAUGCAUUAAGUAUAAUUUCGUGUAUGUUUCCAAGCUUUUGUAAUUUCUGGUAGAAAUAUAAUGAUUUUGUUAAAUAAGAA
Messenger RNA from Cydia pomonella (codling moth), 4834 nucleotides. RefSeq lists its product as uncharacterized. Gene Ontology annotation, molecular function: ATP binding; protein serine/threonine kinase activity. The record is from RefSeq and is a predicted model, not a curated record. Gene Ontology annotation, biological process: peptidyl-serine phosphorylation; signal transduction. The transcript is spliced from 5 exons. The coding region runs from base 474 to 3164 and encodes 896 amino acids. Gene Ontology annotation, cellular component: nucleus; cytoplasm. Lineage: Eukaryota; Metazoa; Arthropoda; Insecta; Lepidoptera; Tortricidae.